Messenger RNA from Thalassophryne amazonica, 1412 nucleotides. Its product is annotated as protein arginine N-methyltransferase 8-B-like. The transcript has 10 exons. The record is from RefSeq and is a predicted model, not a curated record. The coding region runs from base 29 to 1267 and encodes 412 amino acids. Gene Ontology annotation, biological process: peptidyl-arginine methylation. Lineage: Eukaryota; Metazoa; Chordata; Actinopteri; Batrachoidiformes; Batrachoididae. Gene Ontology annotation, molecular function: protein-arginine N-methyltransferase activity. Gene Ontology annotation, cellular component: plasma membrane.
AGUUGGAGCCGAAGUCUCGUCCGCUCUCAUGGGACUCAGGCAUUCGUCGCGGUGUUUGCUGCUGCGGCGGAAGAUGGCGGAGGCGGACAGCUCGGAGAAGCACCAUCCUGUCACAUCUCCCCUCUCUCAGUCUGGCCGGCCCGCCCCGCUGCCUAAACCAGUGCCUUCUACCCACCACGUGCCCCGCGCCCCCCACACGCCUCAUGUAGCAGCUCUGGCCACCUGCCCCGGUCGAGGCAAAAUCGACAAAUUCAUCAGCCCAGAGGAUAUGACAUCACGUGACUACUACUUCGACUCUUAUGCCCACUUUGGCAUCCAUGAGGAAAUGCUGAAAGAUGAGGUACGAACUUUGACCUACCGGAACGCCAUGUACCACAACAAGCAUGUGUUCAAGGAUAAGGUCGUGUUGGAUGUUGGCAGCGGCACGGGCAUCCUGUCCAUGUUUGCAGCCAACGCCGGGGCCAAGCAUGUAUACGGGAUCGAAUGUUCAGGUAUAUCAGAAUAUUCCGAGAAGAUUAUAAAGUCGAAUCACCUGCACAAUGUCAUUACCAUCUUCAAUGGUAAGGUGGAGGAGGUGGAGCUGCCGGUGGACAAGGUGGACAUCAUCAUCUCAGAAUGGAUGGGCUACUGCCUCUUCUAUGAGUCCAUGCUCAACACCGUCAUCUUCGCCCGGGAAAAGUGGCUGAAACCUGGAGGACUGAUGUUUCCUGACAGAGCAGCUCUCUACGUGGUCGCCAUUGAAGACCGGCAGUACAAGGACUUCAAGAUUCACUGGUGGGAAAAUGUGUACGGGUUCGACAUGAGCUGCAUUCGUAAUGUUGCCAUCAAGGAGCCUCUGGUGGAUGUGGUAGACCCCAAGCAAGUGGUGACCAAUGCCUGCCUACUCAAGGAAGUGGACAUUUACACUGUGAAGCCAGAAGACUUAGCCUUCACCUCAGCCUUCUGUCUGCAGAUACAACGCAAUGAUUAUGUCCACGCCCUUGUCACCUAUUUUAACAUCGAGUUCACCAAGUGUCACAAGAAGACCGGCUUCUCCACCGCUCCAGAUGCUCCGAGCACACACUGGAAGCAGACAGUCUUCUACUUAGAGGACUACCUAACUGUCAAGAAGGGAGAGGAGAUUUUUGGCAGUAUUGCUCUCAGGCCAAAUGAGAAGAAUGUGCGCGACCUUGAGUUCACCCUUGAGCUCGAUUUUAAAGGACAAUUAUGUGAGGCUGCCAUUUCCCACGACUACAAAUGCGUUAAGGACAACAAGGUCGUGGUGUGACUCCAACCUCAGCUACUUUGGACACACCUAGACAUGGGGAAGGCUCCAGCUCUCCAACAACCAUUCAAGCUAGCCAAAGUAACAAGACGCAACCAACUGGAUGCUGUCGCAAUAGCAGCUGGGUGAUGUCAUCAGAAUAGGCAAA